AAAGUGACACUGUCUACAGCAAUAGCAAGAACAACGCAUGCCCCUCUCCUGAAAAUCAUUAGUAAAGCCAGUACUGAACUCAGACACACCACAUGACUCCCAUGACCAUAUCUGAUUUCUUUUGUCCUUUUACCUUCCCUACAAUAUCACUAUAUCUAAUUUUCUGAGUAGAGACUCUAUACAUAAGUGAGAAGCCAAGUGGGUUUUUCCAACAAAUGUCAACACUUUUGCUGCAGAAAAUAGCAAUGGAGGGGGUUAAAAUUUUGUUGCUUUUCUGGGUUUUGAGUGUUGGAGUAGUGACCGUAAUGGGCCUGCCGCCUUGUAAUUUUCCGGCUAUCUACAACUUCGGCGACUCAAAUUCGGAUACCGGUGGUAUAUCAGCGGCAUUUGAACCUAUUCCUGCGCCGUACGGCGAUAAUUUCUUCCGAAGGCCAGCCGGAAGAGACUCCGAUGGGCGGCUCAUCAUAGACUUCAUAGCUGAACACUUGGGCUUACCAUAUCUGAGUGCGUAUCUUAAUUCACUCGGGACAAAUUACCGGCACGGUGCGAAUUUUGCGACGGGAGGGUCGACCAUCAGGCGUCAGAAUGAGACCAUUUUCGAAUACGGUAUAAGCCCCUUUUCUCUAGAUAUGCAGGUCGUGCAAUUCAAUCAGUUCAAAGCUCGAACAGCGGAUCUUUACAACCAAGCUAAGAAACCUGCUGACAGAAGCAAUCUUCCAAGGCCGGAGGACUUCUCCAAGGCUCUUUAUACAUUUGACAUUGGCCAAAAUGAUCUCUCUGUUGGGUUUAGGAAGCUGAGUGUCGAACAACAUCGAGCAGCUAUACCGGACAUAGUCAAUCAGUUUGCUGCAGCAGUCCAACAUCUAUAUCAACAAGGGGCAAGGACAUUCUGGGUACAUAACACUGGUCCAAUUGGUUGCUUGCCGGUGGCCACUUUGUACAUUCGCAAUCCGGCACCUGGAUUUCUCGAUCAGUAUGGUUGUAUCAAAGGCCAGAAUGACAUGGCUGUAGAGUUCAACAGGCAGCUUAAGGACAGAGUCACGAAAUUAAGGGCAGAGCUUCCUCGUGCCGCAAUAACAUAUGUGGAUGCAUUCACUGCCAAGUAUGGAUUAAUAAGCACCACAAAAACACAAGGAUUUACAGAUCCGCUUAAAAUAUGCUGUGGGCGUCACGAGAAUGAUAUCAAUGUGUGGUGUGGGCAGAAGGGUUAUUAUAAUGGUACUGAAGUGUUUGGCGCCGCUUGUGCAAAUCCAUCAGCAUAUGUGAGCUGGGAUGGAGUUCACUAUUCUCAGGCUGCAAAUCAGUGGGUGGCUAAUCACAUACUCAAUGGUUCAUUGUCAGACCCGCCAAAUCCGAUUAGUCGUGCAUGUUUUAAGCGCGGAGGCAUGUAAUCCUAGCCAUCUACGUAAGCCGCUAUUAUUCAAUUCAUGCUAUAACAGAAGAAAUUAGUAUCAAGAGUCCAGAAGUGUAUAAUUAUCAAGUCCCUCUUUUGGACUUGUAACGGGCAUCAGAUCAAAACUAAAUGAUGGAAGCAACGAUAAAUAAUUAUUCUCCUGAUCAACGUCAAAUUGAGCACAUUGGUUAUGCUUCUUUUACUUA
Molecule: messenger RNA, 1599 nt
Organism: Cornus florida
Lineage: Eukaryota; Viridiplantae; Streptophyta; Magnoliopsida; Cornales; Cornaceae
Product: GDSL esterase/lipase At5g14450-like
Exons: 5
Coding region: 216-1391 (391 amino acids)
Molecular function (GO): hydrolase activity, acting on ester bonds
Source: RefSeq, a predicted model, not a curated record